AUGGCCGAAACUAUUAAAUCCUUGGAGCCGAUCGAGACUCGUUUGUUUAUUAGCGGCGAGUUUCGAAAUUCUUCCAGUGGCAAAACCUUCGACGUGAUCUACCCCUAUACGAAAGAGGUUGUUGCACAAGUCCAAGAAGCCGAUGUCAAAGAUGUGAAUGACGCUGUCGAUGCUGCUGAAGCCGCUUUUCCAGCUUGGAGAGACCUAGGCGUUGAAAAGAGAGGCGAUUAUCUCCGCAAGCUCUCCGACGCUGUUCGCGAAAGCAUUCCCGAUUUGGGUAAACUGGAGACACUCAGUAUUGGUCGCCCAGUCUCGAUGUACCCUGACGGGAAAUUGGCUGCGGACCAUUUCAGAUUCUUCGCCGACCAUGCCUGGAACAUACAAGGUACAGCUAGUACCAACACUCCAGGACUCUUCAAGAUGACUAUAAAGGAGCCAUAUGGCGUGACAGGGCUGAUUAUCCCCUGGAACUUCCCGAUGGCUAACCUAGCUGGCAAAUUGGCACCUGCAUUGGCGGCAGGUAACACUGUUGUCUUGAAGAGUAGCGAGAAGGCACCAUUGACGUCUCUCUAUUUUGCCAAAUUGGUUGAGAAAAUCGGUUUCCCACCCGGUGUCGUGAACAUCAUUUCCGGCUUCGGCCAACCUGCCGGCUCAACUCUUGCAGAACACAUGAAGGUCCGCGCAAUUAGUUUCACAGGCUCAUCACUCACGGGUCAAAGAAUCCAUGCUGCAUCUGCCAAGUCAAACCUAAAGCAUGUGCACACUGAGCUGGGCGGCAAGUCACCCGCCAUCAUCUUCGACGAUGCAAACCUCGAAUCUGCAGCCCAGCACACCAUGUUCGGUAUCCAGCUCAACAGUGGCCAAGUCUGUGUUGCAAACUCCCGAGUUUAUGUCCAAGAGAACGUAAAGGAAAAAUUCAUGCAUUGUUUCCAGGCGGCGAUGGCUAGUGUGAAGAUUGGUGACCCGCUCGAUCCAAGCACCCAACAUGGCCCACAGAUUGAUCACUUACAGUACAAGCGAGUAAAAGAAUACAUUGAACUUGCUGAGAAGGAAGGUAAAAUUACUCUUGGAGGAAAUCCCGAUGACGGAUACUUUAUCAAGCCCACAAUUAUUGAGGAUCUGUCAGAGGAUUCACGAGUGAUGAAAGAGGAGAUCUUCGGACCUGUUGUUGCCGUGCAGACGUUCAAGACAGAAGAUGAGGGUAUUCAAAAAGCCAAUGCCACUGAGUUCGGGCUGUUUGCGUCGGUCUUCACCACGGAUCUGGAUCGGGCGAUUCGUCUGUCAAGGGCUAUCCAAGCUGGUACCAUUGCGGUAAAUGCCACUGGUCCCGCCAGUGCUGCGAGUGAUGCUGCAUUUGGUGGAUAUAAGAUGAGUGGAUCUGGUCGUGAAGGUCUGCUGUAUAGCAUCGAGAAUUAUCUACAGACCAAGACCAUCGUGAUCAGGUCGGGUUGA
This is a messenger RNA of Penicillium malachiteum, 1452 nucleotides long. RefSeq names its product aldehyde dehydrogenase family protein. Bases 1 to 1452 code for a protein of 483 amino acids. The transcript has 4 exons. The record is from RefSeq and is a predicted model, not a curated record. Gene Ontology annotation, molecular function: aldehyde dehydrogenase (NAD+) activity. NCBI's taxonomy places the organism in Eukaryota, Fungi, Ascomycota, Eurotiomycetes, Eurotiales, Aspergillaceae.